CGCUACCACUGUUACAGUCCAUAUCUCAGCAAUGCCGUCGACCGUAUUGGUUCUGUCUGUUCUCGAACUGGACUCCGGUUCCAUUUCUCGAGCUCUUCACGUCUUGGCAUAUGCUUUUCGGCGGCUUUGCUGGUCUUGGCUCAGGCCGGACUGGCGACAAGUCUUGGGCUUUGUCACCUUGUUGCUCGCUUCUAGUCGCCUACGCCGAAGCUUGCGGACAAAACCAUGGUCUGCCUGAACAGAAUGCGUGGGUUUUCAUUACUCAAUGCGAACAAAAAGUCACCAGGUAAGUCUCCGUAGCUCGAUUCUUUCGAUGCAUGCAGAUGGUCGUGGUGGAAGGAUAAAGCGCCGGAAACGCCGCCUUUCAAUACCCGAUGCAUUGGCAGAAAUCAGAGGUAUAGUAUUACCUGGUUUUCCUUUGCCAGGUGAAGAAGCGAGGGCUGCACCCGAUAUCCUGGCUGUUCUCUUGUCUUCCCUGAACUUUUUUCUUGGAAAAGUUUCUUCUUUCAGCCCAGCCGCGCCAGUGUUGGAUUAUUUUGCCAGUGUCCGAGUCUCUAUACCAUGCUGCCCAAGACUCUGUUGGCACUCACCCUCGUGGGUGUGGUUAGUGCCCAAACCAGUUAUUCUGGUUGUCACAACCAUGGAACAGUUGCGUAUUGUUUCGGACCCGAUGGUGAAGAAACAGCGGUAGCCACCCAUGCCGCCAGUGAAACCACAUCGGCAUCGUCGUCAGUGCCAGCUUCGGUAACAGCUUCGGCCACAACAUCGGCCGAUACGUCUGCUGUCACUGGCUGCCACAACCAUGGCUCCGACAUAUACUGCAUUAACAGCAGUGGUGAAGAAGUUUCUAUCUCAGUCUUUGCCAGCACCACCGGACCUCCACCGGCUCAAUAUACCGGAUGCCACUUCCAUGGUUCUGAUGAAUACUGUAUAGACCCUAAUGGCGAAGAAGUCAUGGUUGUCUCGGAAGAGGCGGCUUCUUCAGAAGAAUCGGAAGACAGCGAGGGAAGCACUCAAGGUCUAAACUGCCAUUUCCAUGCCGGAGUUGAACACUGUGUUGGUGGCGGAAGCAGCGAGAAUGAUAGCUCCGACAGCGCGUCGUGUGGUCUACGUAAACGAGACUACGACAUUGGCCUUCGAGCAGGCACUUUGUUUGUAGUGCUUUUCACCAGCGCCCUGGGUGUGUUCGCGCCACUGCUGGUCAUCCGACUACUUUCUCAGAGCGUCAACUCGAUGGUUUUCACGGCCAUCAAACAAUUCGGCACUGGAGUGAUUAUCUCGACGGCAUUUGUUCAUCUGUACACGCACGCCACACUCAUGUUCACCAACGAAUGUCUCGGCGAGCUCGAAUACGAAGGUACAACCUCGGCGAUCGUCAUGGCCGGACUGUUCCUUGCCUUCUUAUUCGAAUACCUUGGCCACCGGUACGUCAUCGCGCGGUCGCGCAAACUCCAGCCCGAAGAGACCGAGGAUGGAAGAGCAUGGGGUGCCACAACAGGAGCCAAUGGUGAACGAACCGCAGCGGUCCAUGGUAAAGAGGACGACAGCGACUUGGCGCACCAAGGGCCAGAGACAGAAGUUGGUCACACUGAGCCGCACGGUCGCACUCUGGCCAGUCUGGGCCACAGCCACGGACCGGCAAUCGAUCCAUCUAAGCCCAACUCCAAGUUAUCGGUCAUGGUCAUGGAGGCCGGUAUCUUGUUCCACAGCAUCCUGAUUGGUCUAACGCUUGUCGUGGCCGGCGACUCCUUCUACAAGACGCUGUUGGUCGUGAUUGUGUUCCACCAGUUCUUUGAAGGUCUGGCCCUGGGUGCUCGUAUCGCCUUGCUGCCCCGAGCCACGACUCGGUUCUGGCCCACAAAGGCCUUGAUGGCCACGGCAUACGCACUCAUCACUCCUAUCGGUAUGGCUAUUGGAUUGGGAGUUAUCCAUGAUUUCAAUGGCAAUGAUCGCAGCACCAUCUUGACCAUCGGUACUCUGGACGCCUUGUCUGCCGGUGUCCUGGUCUGGGUCGGUGUCGUCGACAUGUGGGCCAGAGAUUGGAUUCUUGAAGGCGGUGAUCUCGCAGGCAAGAAUGUCCCUUGGACAAAGUAUUGUCUUGGCUUGUUUUGCAUGAUUGCCGGCUUCAUCGGCAUGAGUGUCUUGGGCAAGUGGGCUUAACUUGGUUAAAGUUUGGGCUGCUUGUCAGUUGACAUGCACGCUGGGGAAACAGCACCCCAAAGGCGACAUCAUCAUGGUGACCGUCUAGUCACCUGCCAAGAUGGAAAAAAAUGUGUACUGAACAGAAAACAGGGACAUAGGCGGGGUCAUCAGAUAGGGCAAGAUAGGUAGAAUGGAGAUGGAUAGGUACUCUUGUAAGGGUACUGUAAGUUAGUAGGUAGUAGAUAGACAAAGGCCACGGCCACAGAAUAUGAUGAUAUAGACAAUAUUGCGGCUGUGUUGGUGCCGUCACUAUGCCUCUCC
Exophiala dermatitidis NIH/UT8656 is the source of this 2463-nucleotide messenger RNA. RefSeq lists its product as uncharacterized. Gene Ontology annotation, molecular function: zinc ion transmembrane transporter activity. Bases 562 to 2160 code for a protein of 532 amino acids. The transcript has 6 exons. Gene Ontology annotation, cellular component: plasma membrane. Lineage: Eukaryota; Fungi; Ascomycota; Eurotiomycetes; Chaetothyriales; Herpotrichiellaceae. Gene Ontology annotation, biological process: zinc ion transmembrane transport. The record is from RefSeq and is a predicted model, not a curated record.